AAGUUCUGCAGCCCCAACCUGAACCAGAGAUGCGGGUUUUCAAUUACACAAUUAAAUGCACAAUUAGGCAUAAUUACCAGUGCUCAGAGCCUGAGACUGCUCAUAAUAGGCGUGUAAUCUACUGCAGCCUCUGUUUAUACUACUCAGUGCGCUCCCUAAUGAUGCCAGGAUGCCUUCACACUGCACUGUUGCCAUGGAGAUGAGCCUGCCACCACCAUCCAGGGCUGACAAAUGGUGUUCUGGUCCGGAUCCCUGGAUUGCUUCUGAGGCCUCUGCAGCCAGCCCUGGAGUGGAGGGGCCAGCCAGGUGGGCCAGGCAGGUGGCUGCGCUGGAGCGGCAGAUCUUUGACUUCCUGGGCUACCAGUGGGCUCCCAUCCUAGCCAACUUCCUGCACAUCAUGGCGGUCAUCCUGGGCAUCUUUGGCACGGUGCAGUACCGCUCCCGGUACCUCAUUCUGUAUGCAGCCUGGCUGGUGCUCUGGGUUGGCUGGAAUGCGUUUAUCAUCUGCUUCUACCUGGAGGUUGGACAGCUGUCCCAGGACCGGGACUUCAUCAUGACCUUCAACACAUCCCUGCACCGCUCCUGGUGGAUGGAGAACGGGCCAGGCUGCCUGGUGACACCUGUCCUGAACUCCCGCCUGGCCCUGGAGGACCACCAUGUUAUCUCUGUGACUGGCUGCCUGCUUGACUAUCCCUACAUUGAAGCCCUCAGCAGUGCCCUGCAGAUCUUCCUGGCUCUGUUCGGCUUCGUGUUCGCCUGCUACGUGAGCAAAGUGUUCCUGGAGGAGGAGGACAGCUUUGACUUCAUCGGUGGUUUUGACUCCUACGGAUACCAGGCGCCCCAGAAGACAUCGCAUUUACAACUGCAGCCUCUGUACACGUCCGGGUAGCUUCUGCCCCGCGCCCACCCCGGCGCCGCGUGCUUUGUGGCUGGACUGACGGCUGCUGCCCAGAGCUCGGGCUAAGGCGCAGGCGCGCCCCCUGGUGGCUCGCGGGUCGACUGCAGCUUGCGCGGCUCGAUCCGGGUCUGCAGCGGACUUGGACUUGGCCCUUCGCAGCCUGGACUUCAGGGGUGGGGCGGGGUGGGGCGAGGGAGGGGAAUCUCGGGGUUUGUAUUUUUUUUAUCUCAGCCUUGGCUUGCGCUGGGGCCUCCCUCCCUUCUCCAGCCUCUCCCUUUCAACCUUCACCCAGCAUCCUGUCCACUGUCCAGAGAGGAAGGGCAGGAUGGACAGACUCACCCCAUCUCACCACACUCAUUCACCAGCUCUGAGGAAAGUUACCGAGAACUAGGAGCAGGAGGCCUGGGUUCUAAUCGCAGCUCCAUCACUUACUCUCUGUGUGACAUCUGGCAAGGCCCUUGCCCUCUGGUCCUCAGUUUCCCCACCUCAAAUAAUUAAAGUAAUCCCUUAGCAGAUUGAGCUCUUUCUAGCCUUCUCUCUCAUUUGACUCUCAGUUCCCUGGGUUAGGCUGGUAUUACAAUCCCCAUUUUGCAGAUAAGGAAACUGAGGCCCAGAGAUGUAAAGCAAUUUGCUUUGAGGCCACACAGCUAGGCCUUUGGUGGAGGCGGGGCUGGAACACAGUGUACUUUCUGUAGUUUCAGCCUCUAAAACCCAGUGUCUGGUCUCUGAAUUUCAUUUUCAAGACCCUUUCCAGCUUGGAUACUCUAGAACCACAUUUACACAUCACUACUACCACUUGCCAACGCCUCUCUUAAAGCAAUACACCCGUUCUCUUUUUGGGAACCAGACAUACGAAGCCCAGAGCCCUGAAUUCAGCCUGACCCACAGGGAAGCCUUCCUAGACUCGGCUUCUGUCCACCCUUGGCAAACCUUUCAAACUCUCUCCAGGAAACAGGACCUACAACUCAGUCAUCACCUCCCUUCCACAUCCCUGAAGCUGCUGCACCCAUGGUUCCCUACCCCCUCAGCAACUCCACCAACCCCUGACAGCUCCAUCCACCUCACCAGUUGGAAGACCUGUGGUUUAAGAGUGGAAAAGGGUUGGUCAGCUCUGCGUGGUCACCAGUGCUCACAGAUCACUAGCAUUUAUGACUACUCCAGUGUCCAGGAGUUCUGAAGAGGCAGACUGGGGCUGUGGGGGUCAGGAGGGCCAGCACCCUUCCUUGAGAGCAAGUAGACAUGAGAAGUCAUUCUCCCCUCCUUCCACAGACAUCCCCGAGCACCCUGCACCCUGUGCCCUGGCUGGUGAGUCCAAGGGCAGGAGAAUCAGGCCUCAGCUUCCCAGUCUGAAAUAGGAGUGGCCCUGGGUAAGGAAGGGUGGGAGUCAUCAGGGAACUGGAGGGAAGUGCAGAUGGUUUGCACCCCUGAGCCUGUCCAUGGUAACCACUUUGUUCUACGCUCUCCACUCUCCAAUCUAGUAUUUCCUACUGUCUAAAGCCAAAAUAUCCUGAGCUAAGACUGCACUCCACCAUCCCAAGUGCAGUUCUGUGCCAAGGAACUAGCCCCAGGAAUUCCUCUAGUCACCACAGGCACCAAGGUCCUAGAUGGUCAGCCCAGUUAGCUGAUGGGUACAGCUCAAGAUGGGGACAGUUCCCUUCAGGCCUUGCUGCUGCCCCACCACUUGGCCACCAGCCCUUCCUUCUCCCACCCCCAGGCAGCUGUCAUCUCACCUCCACUCCCCCAACCCCCUUUCUACUCAAGGGGUUUAGCCACUGGUGCUUUGAAGCCUUUUGUUUUUAUAAGACGUUUUUUGCAAGGAGACCAAGUUCUCACUGGGACCUUGCAAGGCAGGGAGUGUUCCCCUGGUUUCUGUGCAGGUGGGUUGAUUAAAGACGGUGUUUUCUUCUCUA
Miniopterus natalensis is the source of this 2808-nucleotide messenger RNA. Lineage: Eukaryota; Metazoa; Chordata; Mammalia; Chiroptera; Miniopteridae. The record is from RefSeq and is a predicted model, not a curated record.